GCAGAAACUGCAUUCCAAAAAGAUCGCUCUGAUCUCCGUAGAUGUCCAGUUAUGAAAUACCUAGAUGCUCAGAUAUUCUGACAAAUAUCAGGGAGGAACUCACUCUCAGCAUCCACCCACCCGCCUUCCCCUCAGGCUAAAAACUAAAAGUUUAAUACUCAAUAGUCAAUACUGAAUACUGAAUACUAAAAACUAAAAGGUUAAUACUCAAUACUGGAUACUAAAAACUGGUGCGCUGCGGGUUAGUGCACAGUCAAUCCGCCGUGUGUUCCAUAUGAUCAUGAUGUGCGUAGGCAUUACCAGAUCUAAACAUUACUUUCGAAUGCACUAUGAUUUAUUGGUUUCAUAAUGUUUUUUUACAGUUUUAUAGAGAUUUUCCUAAAACUAUCGAAAUCAGAAAAAAAGAUUGUGUUUUUAAAACUUUACUAGUUGAUGUUCUUGGAGCUUUUUUAAUGGAUUUUCGACAAUGGAAAAUGUAACCAGCGCGCACCUGCAGAUAUGCGCCAUAUGCAUUCGUAUUAAGUGAAGUUUCCCCAUAUUUCUUUUCUUACCAGUUUGCAUAACUUUUGUGACCGAAUGAAAUAUAUCAGUCUUCUUUCUGUGCAAACAUUUUUUCUUUUACAUACAUGGGAAAUGAGAUAGUAUGAGUAUGGUCUUUUCUCUUAAUAAAUGCCUGGAAAAGAUAGAAGCUGAAAAACUUGUAACGCUCGAUCUGCGAUCUUUUCAACCAAGUUUUUCUAGAUUGUAGUUAAACAUUUAUGCUGUAGAUAUUUGCGAAGUGAUUCGUCUUCAUAGCACACCUUUAUAUUUGGAUUAUCGACAACAACAACAUAAAUGUCUAAACAGAACAUUCGUUACAAAAAAAGUAGACGGGCAAUUAUGCAAUGACUUUGCUCAUUGAAUGUGGCCAGGACGGAAGUUGACGAUUAUGAAGAUGGUGAUAACAUGAAAUGUUAUUCUAUUGUUCAAAUGGAGUGUUUGAUUUCUCUCGCGCAAAAAAUAUUGUGUACUGAGUGUAACGAACGCUGGAAUGGCUCAGCAUCUAUUAAAAAAGGGGAGGGAUUAUACGUACACAUUAUAUUCAUGUGUUCCAAUUGCAGCAAUGUCACUGAUUUACAUGCAUCCUCCCGCGGUCGGGAAAUCAACGUCAAACUGGCGGUUGGUGGUACAGGAAUACGUCACGUUGGGAUUACAAAACUGUUAGGUACUAUGAAUCUCCUAUCACCUGUACAAGGAGAACGCUAUGAUGAACAGAAUGUAUGAUUGUGUUUCGAAGGUUCAACAAGAAUGCAUGACUGCUACUGCACAAGAAGCAUCUGAAUAGAGACGUAUCAAAUAAGAGAUAUCUUCUUUCUGUCCUUCACAUGCCGCGUCACAUUUUUCGUUCAUUUCUGACACACAAAAAGAAAAUGAAGAAAUUUGCAACUGAAAAAACAAUAGGUAAGCUCAGUCAAUAGCAAAUUUUUAUUUUGGAAAAAUAUCAUCCUAUCUGAAGUCAUCGCGUUAUAUGCGAAUGUUCUCUGUUGUUCAGACCCCAUGCAGUGGAAAAUCGAUGCGGUACAAUAUAUCAAAUAUUUUACAGCAUUUAGAAAAAAAACAGUUCACUUGCAGCUGAACUGAUUAGAUUGGUGUAAGAAAACGGAUUUUUAUGCCAAUUAUAUAACGCCUGUUCUAUAGACCAAUAUUGUUAUAGUAGACCACUAGCUACAAGAUCAGUCACCAAGGACAUUCUUCUCCAAGAACACCAAGACUGGUCACGUGUAGGCACAAGGUUAUCUUAAGAGUAGAUUUUAGUGAAAAGACACCGAAGCAAGUCAGAAACUGGCGAACCACCAAGACUUCACUGAAAUGAUCUUUCUAAUACUAUCUAGAUGUGUUCUAAUGAGAUAGAUGUCAAUAAGAAUAUUGUUACUUCGGUUACUUACUAACCAAUCUUCUUGCAACGCUCUGAGACCAUGUGUAGUCGUAAUCACCUGGAUAAUCUUGCAGUGUUGACUGUUUUAUUUUUUUGUAACACAAGACAAGAAAUGCCUCUUUCUAAUUAAAUACCCACAGCUAACCACCCUGACUCUCACCUCGCAGACGCACAGUUUUACUUUUCAUUUUUGCAUUUCGAGAGGUAUACUUCUUUGAUCACUUUCUUUAAUCCCAAGAAACCCAGAGACGAAGAAACCCAAAAACGUUUCAGGAAGGACUUUGAAUACAGCCACCAUUUCACGGUAAAGUGGAUAAGUACCGUGGAACACUCACGGGAAACUAAGCGCUGAAAAACAUUUUAGUGACCUAUUAUUGCUACAGCUACUUUGUAGUAGUAUGACUUCAACAAAAUGUCUAACAAGUUAGCUUAUAGUUCUAUGUCUCAUAAUGGAUACUUUCUAUUAGCCUAAUUUCUAGGACAAUUUCUAGCUAAAAUUCAAAGUAUUUGUCUAGCUAAACCUUAAAUUUUAAUUUUGGUUUGAGAAUGCUAGUCAGACCCUAAAUUUAACUGAACAAUCGUCAGCCAAAAUUAAACCCAAGAGUUAAUUUUAAUUUUGUCUACAACAUACAUAUUCGAAGAAAAAUCAAAUAUAUCCCUUAAUUUCAGAAGUAAAUCAUAUUGAUUCUUUUUUCGUUUUUUCAAGCAGAAAAAAAGUGGCUAAAUGACAUGCGCAGACAAAUCAUGCAACUGUCAAUCAGCAUGUCACAUGGAAGAAUGCUAUAAAAAGAAAAGAACAAACAAAUUUUCAGAGUAGACUAUAAAUUAUAGAAAAUGUUAAAAGAGCAUAAUGGAGUUGUUAAAAAAAACAGUCAUCAUAUGCGUUUUCUCUGCGCUGAUUUUAUAUUUUGUUAUCAGAUCACUUGAAUCAGAGACAGCUGCCCAUGUAACAGGACCAUUACUGAAUUCGUCACCGCCUGUGAUUGAAACAGAGUUUGAUCGUUUGAACUUGACUGGUGGUUAUGCUCAAAAUUUGAAGUAUGGCAUCACGCGAGACGAAGCAUGGUUAAAAGAGCACAAACGAAAUUUUAUUCCCAAAACAUCUUCAUUCAAACAUAUUCCUUAUCUGUCUACAUUAGAAGCUAUUGAACUUGGCUAUUUUCUCUCACCAAGUGUCAUCAAGCAAUUGGAGUUUCUCCGUCACUCAAUUGAAUUAAGUGAAAAAGCAAUAUUAGAAGAAGCAAAGGUGAGUACUGUGUUAGAAGACGUUGAUCAGCAACAACUUCCUUACACAACAGUGACAUGCGUUCCCAGCAGUCAGUACGAAGCUCAAAAGCUGCACAAUCAUCGUUGUGAAUAUCGGAAUAUUUACUGGGAUAGCUCGAAACAGAAAUACUACUUCUAUAAAUCAUCCAACUCAUCUCCAGACCUAUCUGCUUCAUACAGUAGUGAACAAGAAUUCAAAUUUGACUCGAACUCUCGUUCGGCAAAAGCACCACCAAAGGUCGAUCGUAUAUUAGAUAAGCCUGUCUUUAUUAUACCAACAACGACUGAUAAUUAUUUUCAUACCGUAUUCGAUUAUUGGUAUCCGGUUUUUUUAAAUAUAUUAGAGUAUCAAAACUUAUCCUAUUUCAUUGAUCGUUCUAGUGCUCAGUUAUGGUUAGGACAGAGUCUGCUAAACGCUUAUCCCUACAACUGGAAUCAAUUAAAUGCCUAUCAAAGCCAAUCCAUAACAGAGUACGGCCGUCUAGUGUCUACUAGUCCAAAUCGUACAGUGAUGUCAUAUACUCAUAAGCGGAUUGCUUACGAUCAGUUGCAAUCAACAUUUUCUGUCUUGCCAUUGCUGACUCCACGUACAUGGUUCAACAAUGAAUGGCUACUUAUCAAACAUUUGAUACAUCCUGGUACAGGUGGUCAUCGAGCGUUUGUCAAUGAACUUUAUUAUUGGCAUCCGAUGAGAAGUGACCACCCACGAUGGCCCUAUCUGGAUCGUCAACAACAGAAAUACUUCUUCACAUAUUCCGAUCAUAUUUUGAAAAAGUUAAAUCUCUCAAGUAAAUUAGAUGUGCCGUCAACAACAACGACCGGCGUUGAGUAUAUCGUUGUAAUUAAUCGAGCUCGAUCUAGCAGAAGAAUUACGAACGCUGAAGAACUUCUUAAAAAAUUAAAAGUCAGAUUUAAAAAUGGACUAAACACAACAAACACCGGACAAGCCAUUGAGCUACCGUCAAAGUUGCGUGUUUAUCCAACAGUAUAUGAUUUUUCACGCGAUAUGCACGCCUCAGCGAAAUUGAUGAGGCAAACACGUUUAUUGAUCGGUGUACACGGAGCUGGUCUCGGAAAUAUGAUGUUUAUGAGACCGGGUGCAAUUAUGCUUGAAGUGUCAGGCAUACGAUGUGAUUAUUUGAGCGUACAUUUUGGAACAUUGGCUCGCAUGAAUCAACUCAUCUUUCGCGAAUGGGUACAGACAAAUGGUUUCGGAACAGGAUCUUGUAGGAAAGAAGGAGCUGUUCAAUUGAAUAUUGAUGAGGUUGUAGAUCUAUGUGAUGACUUAUUGCAAACCGAGUUAGCUCAACGAGAAGCAGCUUACCAGCAAACGAUCCGUCUGAUACAACCGAAACACUGA
Molecule: messenger RNA, 4541 nt
Organism: Didymodactylos carnosus
Lineage: Eukaryota; Metazoa; Rotifera; Eurotatoria; Philodinida; Philodinidae
Source: the annotation of a GenBank genome assembly